CAAUAAUAAUCAAAAUCUCCACAUACAAUAUCCCCAAAAGUUAUAUAUAAAUUUUUUAAAGAAAGAGUGAUAGAAAAACCUUUAACAUGGAGGCUACCGGGAGCGGCAGAGCCAGGGACCGCGGCGGAAGUUCAUCAAUGGAGAUAGAGCGUCGUUCGCUGAGAGCAAUUACGACCUCCUUCUUCGUCGAAGUUCUAACCGGACCUUGGUUCAUGGUAUUCGCUUCAUUCCUAGUCAUGUCCACCGCUGGAACGCCGUACAUGUUCGGCCUUUACUCCGGCGCCAUAAAAUCCGUCCUUGGCUACGACCAGAGCACUCUCAAUCUAAUUAGCUUCUUCAAAGACCUAGGCACAAACGUGGGAAUAAUUGCCGGACUAAUCGCGGAAAUCAUGCCACCGUGGGUGGUUCUGGCGAUCGGAGCAGGGAUGAAUUUCGUGGGAUACUUCAUGAUUUGGCUAUCGGUGACGGAAAAAGUGGCGGCGCCGCCGGUGUGGCUGAUGUGUCUUUACAUUUGCAUAGGGGCGAAUUCGACGUCGUUUGCGAAUACAGGGGCGUUGGUGACUUGUGUGAAGAAUUAUCCGGCGAGAAGAGGAGCGGUUUUGGGGAUUUUGAAAGGAUAUGUAGGAUUAAGCGGUGCAAUUAUGACGCAGUUUUAUCAUGCGAUUUAUGGAGAUGAUUCGAAAUCGUUGAUUCUUCUUCUUGCUUGGCUUCCGGCGGUGAUUUUGGUGGUGUUCUUGAGGACGAUUCGGAUUAUGAAGGUUCAACAUCGGCCUAAUGAACUCACAGUCUUUUACAGAUUCUUGUACGUUUCUCUUGGUCUAGCCGGAUUUCUCAUGGUGAUGAUCGUUCUUCAACAAAAAUUCAAAUUCUCCCGCAUCGAGUACAGUUCCAGCGCCGCCGUCGUCGUCUUUCUCCUCUUUUUGCCCAUCUUCAUCGUCAUCGCCGAAGACUACAAAUUCUGGCGCGUAAAACUAUCUCAACUCCUAAAUCCUUCUCCACUCACAAUCAUCACCCAAAAACCAACACCGCCGCCGCCGCCGCAAAACCUCGAAACCUCCGGCAUAUCCCCCGCCGGGAAGCCAACGUCAUCAACGCCGUCCUGCUGGACAACCGCCCUGAAGCCCCCUCCAAGAGGCGAAGAUUACACGAUUCUACAAGCGCUCUUCAGCGCCGACAUGUUCCUCCUUUUCCUCUCCACCGCGUGCGGCGUCGGCGGCACUCUCACCGCCAUCGACAACCUCGGCCAAAUCGGCGCUUCUCUACAGUAUCCUAAACGGAGCAUUAGCACGUUUGUAUCAUUAGUAAGUAUUUGGAAUUACCUAGGGCGCGUAGUUUCGGGUUUCACCUCCGAAAUUUUCCUCACCAAAUACAAAUUCCCUCGAACCCUAAUUCUAACCUUAAUUCUCCUCCUCUCCUGCGUCGGCCAUAUCCUAAUCGCCUUCAAUCCUCCUGGCGGCCUCUACUUCGCUUCAAUCGUAAUCGGAUUCUGCUACGGCGCUCAAUGGCCGAUUCUAUUCGCCAUAAUUUCAGAGAUCUUCGGCCUCAAAUACUAUUCCACGCUUUACAAUUUCGGAUCCGUUGCGAGCCCAAUCGGGUUGUAUUUUGUCAAUGUUCGAGUCGCUGGACAUUUGUACGAUGAGGAGGCGAAGCGGCAGUUGGCGGCGUCCGGGAUGAAAAGGAUACCCGGAAAAGAAUUGAACUGCGUUGGUGUGAAUUGCUUUAAAAUGUCGUUCAUUAUAAUCACCGGAGUUACGUUGCUUGGUGCUCUGUUCUCGUUUGUUUUGGUUCUUAGAACUAGAGCGUUUUACAAGACUGAUAUUUAUAGGAAGUUUAGGGAGGAGGUUGAAGAAGAUGAAGCUGGUGGAAAUGACGUCGUUUCGAGUAAUAAGUAAAUUAAAGGUGGCUUAUUGUUGGACAUUUUGAAUUGGAUCCAUCUUUGUGAAUUCGACUCCGAUCACUAGAUAUAUAGUUUCUAAAGUAUUUUUUUAAAAGAAAAUUAAUAGUUAAACGAUGGAGUGAACUUUGCUCGAUGCAUCUACGCAGCAAAGUAUUUUGCUCAUUUUUUUGUUAUAUUACUUUAAUUAAGUUGUAGUUAUUGUUGUUUAUCAUUUCAUCUUGUGUAAUGGAACUCUUUUUUACACUAUGAAAGUAGCUAAUCUAUCUACGUUUGUUUUAAUUGAAA
Cucumis melo (muskmelon) is the source of this 2182-nucleotide messenger RNA. RefSeq lists its product as uncharacterized. The transcript is spliced from 2 exons. The coding region runs from base 87 to 1892 and encodes 601 amino acids. Gene Ontology annotation, cellular component: membrane. The record is from RefSeq and is a predicted model, not a curated record. Lineage: Eukaryota; Viridiplantae; Streptophyta; Magnoliopsida; Cucurbitales; Cucurbitaceae.